Colletotrichum godetiae is the source of this 3447-nucleotide messenger RNA. Its product is annotated as chitinase. Lineage: Eukaryota; Fungi; Ascomycota; Sordariomycetes; Glomerellales; Glomerellaceae. Bases 1 to 3447 code for a protein of 1148 amino acids. The transcript has 7 exons. Gene Ontology annotation, molecular function: chitin binding; hydrolase activity, hydrolyzing O-glycosyl compounds. Gene Ontology annotation, biological process: carbohydrate metabolic process. The record is from RefSeq and is a predicted model, not a curated record.
AUGAAACUCUUCAAGUCAGCUGUGCUGGUGUUCUGUCUCCUGCUCGUUGCGUCCGGAGUGAUAGCCCAGCAGGACUAUAGCUGUUCCCCCACCAGGCCAUGUAAACUUGGAUGCUGUGGUAAGAACAAUGUUUGUGGUCUUGGUCCCAGCUAUUGCGCACCCGCGAACUGCACUUCUACUUGCGGUGCCAAAAGCGAGUGUGACCCGGGCUGGGGAUCCACCUGGAGCCAGAGAGACAAGUGCCCCCUAAACGUAUGCGGCUCCAAGUUUGGCUUUUGCGGGACUACCAAGGAGUUUUGCGGCGACAAGAAGGUCAAGGCACCAAGUUGCCCUGGUGGCUCUUCCGCAGGCAAGCGAGUGAUCGGCUACUAUGAAGGGUGGUCAACAACGAAGGCCUGCAAUGGAUUGAACCCGGAGGACUUGCUCUACAUGGCCUACACUCAUCUCAACUAUGCAUUUGCUUUCAUUGAUCCGACCACGUACAAGAUUGCAAACAUGCAGGAUUCCGACUCGAAGUUCAUGCCUCGUCUUACAGCGCUGAAGAACUACAACCCUGGGAUGGAAGUCUGGAUUGCCAUCGGGGGCUGGAGCAUGAACGACCCUGACCAACCUACCAAGCGCACAUUUUCUGAACUGGCAGCAUCAAAGGCAAAACAAGAUGUCUUCUUCUCAUCUCUUCUGUCUUUCAUGAAUAAAUAUGGCUUCGAUGGAGUCGACAUUGACUGGGAAUACCCCGUCGCAGAGGAACGCUCUGGCAAACCUGCGGACUACAAGAACUUGGUCACCUUCCUCAAGAAUCUCCGAGCUGCACUCGGAAACAAAGGACUCACAAUUACACUCCCCGCAUCAUACUGGUAUCUCCAGCACUUCGAUCUCAAGAAUAUCCAGCCGUACCUGGACUGGUUUAACAUGAUGAGCUACGACUUACACGGCACCUGGGAUGGCACGAAUCCUUACCUGGGACCAUACGUCAACAGCCACACAAACUUGACGGAAAUCGACCGUGCACUUGAGCUCUUGUGGCGAAAUGAUGUUGAUCCCAAGAAGGUCGUCAUGGGUAUGGGUUUCUAUGGACGCAGCUUCACUCUCUCGAAUCCAAGCUGCAAAUCUGCUGGAUGUGGCUUCAGCGCCGGCGGUACUCCAGGCAGAUGCUCCGCUUCAGCUGGAACAUUGAUGUUCUCUGAGAUUCAAGAGAUCAUCGACAAAGGCGGUGCUCAAGUAACAACGGACAAGACAGCCGCUGUUAAGAUCGUCACUUGGGGCGGUAACCAAUGGGUCUCGUACGAUGAUGAGGAGACCCUCAAGUUGAAGAUGGACUACGCAAACGGCAAGUGUCUCGGGGGUGUCAUGGUCUGGGCUGCAUCAACAGAUGACGCCAAGGGAACUGCCAUCAAAGCUCUGGCAAAGGCUUCAGGCCGAACCGACUUGUCAAAAUCUCUCUUUGCCAAAGCAGUCAACAGCGACCCAAGCCAGUGUGUCUGGGGCGAGUGCGGCGUAUCGUGUCCAUCUGGUCUCGUACCUGUCGAGAGUUCGGGUAGCAACGCCAAUCCACUCGGCAUCGAGCUAGGAUGCAAUCAAGGGAAGCGCAACUUUUGCUGUCCGUCGAAGAAUCCACCGACCUGUAAGUGGAAGGGGAGUCCCAAGUUCUGUGGCGCGCUCGCGAAGAACCGAUGCAGCGGCAAAGAGAUUGAGAUUGCCGCCAGCACAGACGGAUGCUGGACUGGACACAAGUCUUUGUGUUGCACCAAAACUGAUUCCACGAGCACUCUUGACUCUUGCGAGUGGCUUGGUGCUGCCCCGUUCUGCUCGGCUGGCGCGACUUUCGGAUCUAUCCUUGGACUCGGCACAACACCUGUUGCUGGAGCAUUUUCUUUCCUUUCCUACGGCUGUCCCAACAAGGACAAGCCCAAGGAGCUUACUACUGGGAAGCAAGGAGAGGGCGGGCAGCAGACGUGUGCCUACAACGGAGGUUUCAAGAGCUAUUGCUGCAAAGAUCCCGUGCCCUGGAAAGAAUGCAAAUGGAGAUCUGGAAACACUGCCUGGGUUCAGUGGAAGCAGAUUUUGUCUGGUCCACUCGCCAAUCUCUUUUUCGACUUUUCGACAGACUGCAAGACCGGCUGCGAGAAUGGAGAGGUGACCGUUGCAACUGAUGGCUUUGGCUGCCGCUCCGGUACAUACUCGUACUUCUGCUGUGGCAACCCCAAUACGCCGGUCGAGCCUAAGUUACCGGAAAUUAGUCUCUGUCCUAGUCCUGCAAACUUGCCGGACCUGUCUACGACGCCAGAGGGUGGCUCGAGUCCCAAGAACGUGUUCAAAGAAGGCGAUGUCUUUGAUAAUAGCUGCAUAUUACCACCGACUAACAAGAGGCGACACAUGAUCCGGGCAGCUCGCCCGCAUCAAAGAGGAUUUGACAGCAAUGAUACAGGCUCAGAGGAGGCAGAGCAUCCAGCUCUCGCUGGCAUGGAUACAUCUGACCUCUUCGGUAGAUCGCUGGAGAAGCGCGGUGCCAGAGAUGUGGCUAUGAAAUUGUGUGCACCCGGCAAGCAGAGCAGCAGCAUCUACACUCAGAACUACCCGGGUGCGACCAGCAUCAUUCGUACUACUGGGAAGGCGUUCACUGUAGCCAAGCAAGGGGUUUGCGCCGCUGUUGGUAUCACAGCUUUGACUAAUCUUGAUCCAAAUACCAACUGGGUUACGGAGCAUGUUUUCGAAAAGCAGGAGUUCCGCGAUGCGGUAGAGUGGAUGAUGGAUGGCAACACUCCGAAAGGCGUCGCUCUCACGGCCGGGAAAGCCCCUUUUACUGGAGUUUUCGAUAUCAAUGGCUUAUUCCAGGAUGUCUGGCCUUCGAAAACAUACACCACCCUUACUGUUGUACGCGAUUGGGCAGGCAACAUAAACGACGCAUUCACAGGUCUUCUUGGUCGAACGACAGAUCAAGGCCUCAAUAAUGCGAACAUCGUCAACCUUCAGGUAUGCGACGCAGAUUUUAACCGCUAUAAAGAGUUCAUUGUCGCCGGAAGUGACUUCAUGAGCCAGGCGACGUGGAAGAACUACAGUCCUACAGGCCGCAUUGCCAUCUUGUCUGAUGUGAUUGACACCUUCGCGUAUCGGAGUGAAGCAAGCGUCAUCACCUCGUACCAAAAGACAUACGCUUCACUCGCCACCCUUUGGGGCGACUUUGGUCGAUAUGCUCUCAGCAAGGGCGUCAGCUACGACUUUGCUUCUGCCUGGAAGCAGAUUGUUCCGGCCAAUCUCGAGAGCCAGGUUUCAUCUGCUCGGACACUGUUUGAGAGUUAUGUCAAGAGCGAGCUUGCAUUUUGGAAAUCGACUGCUGCCGCGACCACGUACUCACCAGUCAUCGUGAAAGAAAUGACAGACAAACUGACGGACUGGCAGGGGAAGGUGACGACACUGAUUGCGCUCCCUAUAAGCAAGAUGACAGCUUGA